Messenger RNA from Triplophysa dalaica, 3279 nucleotides. RefSeq names its product ARVCF delta catenin family member a (gene arvcfa). The record is from RefSeq and is a predicted model, not a curated record. Gene Ontology annotation, molecular function: cadherin binding. NCBI's taxonomy places the organism in Eukaryota, Metazoa, Chordata, Actinopteri, Cypriniformes, Nemacheilidae. Gene Ontology annotation, biological process: cell-cell junction assembly; cell-cell adhesion. Gene Ontology annotation, cellular component: plasma membrane; cytoplasm; adherens junction. The transcript is spliced from 17 exons. The coding region runs from base 302 to 2782 and encodes 826 amino acids.
UUGGAUUGUCUCGUGUGUCGUCCGCUGCGGUUGCUGUUGAAUUAGUGGUAAUGAGGAUGUUUAAUGCCUGAGAUCUGCUGGGCUGUGAGGAGCGAUUCUGGAUCAUUGUGCUGUUGAUUCAGCAGCUAUUGCAGCGCUCUGAGCGUGUGUGCGUGUGUCUGGGGGCGUGUGCAUGUGUGUGAGGAUGAUCAAGUGCAUGUGGACGCAUGAGCUGUGAGGAAGGAUGACUGCUCAUGUGUGAGCUGCGGUGAAGAGAGAGAAAUCCUGCGACGCCGUUGACUCUUGAGGAGCAGCAGCAGCGAUGCCUGCAGAGGUGAAGGAGAAGCUGGACCCCGAGGAGCCGCCGGCAGAUGAGGACCCCAAAGAUCAGACAGAAGAACUUCAGACAGCAGACGAGACCCCAGACGUGUCGCCCCUCACUGAAACUCAUACGGAGAGUUCUGGGAGUUCUGGGAUCGGGACAGAGAAAUCAUCCAGUCCAGAUUCAGAGUCAAACCCGCUGAGCAUCAGCAGCUCUCAUGAACACGUCCUGAAGGACGGCUCAUCGGACUGUCAGACAUCAUGUCCAGAAGAUCUGAAACCAGAUGAAGCUCCGCCUCCUGAUGUCCCGAGCGAGACGGAAGCUCAACCUGCUGCGGUUACCCUUCCUGACCCUGAGUCCUGCGUGACCUCUGACCCCUUAAGUGAGAACGAUCACAGCCGCGUCCUGCCCAGAUUCCCUUACCACCCGUUUACCAACCUGCCCGGCAGAAACUAUUUGUCGGAGAACUGUUACACGCUGCCUCUGCAGCGGGACGGACUGACUCGAGGAGGACGCACGCUGCCCACCUGUAACAGCUCACCUAAAGGCCAGCAGGACGCUGUGCCCACGGUCAGCCAUCCCAUCCUCGCUGGGACUCUUCAUAUGAGACAGAGUCUGGACCUCAGUGUGGACGAUCUGCUCGCUCCGCUGGCUCAUCCCUAUUUCUCCGAUCUCUACAGGACGCUUUUACCGCAGAAGCGCGCCAGCAUGGUGAGUCUGGACACCCUCCGCAAAGACCCUCGCUGGAGAGACCCAAACCUGAGGGAGGUCAUCGCCAUGUUGAGUCACCCCGUGGAUCCGGUGAAAUCCAACGCCGCCGCGUAUCUCCAGCAUCUCUGUUACGAGAACGAUAAAGUCAAGCAGGAGGUGCGUCAGCUGAGGGGCAUCCCGGUCCUGGUGGGUCUUCUUGAUCACCCCAAACCUGAAGUCCACCGUAAAGCCUGUGGCGCGCUGAGGAACAUCUCCUUCGGCAGGGACAACUUCAACAAGGUGGCCAUUAAGAAUUCUGACGGGAUUCCCGCUCUCCUGAGACUCCUCAGGAGAUCCAACGACGUGGAUGUGAGAGAGCUGGUCACGGGAACGCUGUGGAAUCUCUCAUCACAUGAACCUCUGAAGAUGAUCGUCAUCAAUCACGGCCUGCAGACGCUGACCGACGAGAUCAUCAUUCCUCACUCGGGUUUGAGGGGCGACCCCAACGACCCCACUCGACCCGGGGACCCGGAGUGGAACACGGUCUUCAAGAACACGUCAGGAUGUCUGAGGAACGUGAGUUCAGACGGAGCUGAAGCUCGACAGAGACUGAGGGAAUGUGACGGACUGGUGGACGCUCUGCUGCACGCGCUGUACUCCGCCGUCACAAAGAGAGACAUCAAUAACAAAUCGGUGGAGAACAGUGUGUGUAUUUUGAGAAAUCUCUCGUAUCACGUACACAAAGAGGUGCCCGGAGCAGAGAAGUUUCAUCUGCAGUCAGCCAAUCACACGUCAAAAUCAGCCGCUCAUCAUAAGAAGAAAGAUGAUCUGGACUGUUUCAGUGGACGGAGCACUAAAGAGGAGUGGUUCCAUCAGUGCAGGAAACACAGUGUGAGUGAGAAGAAGGUCAGCUGUGUGGAUCUUCACAGAAGGAGUUUACCUAUGAAAGGACUGGAGCUUCUCUAUCAGCCGGAGGUGGUGAGACUCUACCUGUCGCUCCUCAAACUCAGUCAGAACCAAAACACGCUGGAGGCGGCAGCGGGAGCUCUUCAGAACCUGUCUGCAGGACACUGGGCUUGGUCCAAUUAUAUCCGAGCGACGGUGCGUAAAGAGAAAGGUCUGCCAGUGCUGGUGGAGCUGCUUCACUCUGAUGCUGAUAAAGUGGUGCGGGCCAUCGCCAUCGCUCUGAGAAACUUAGCCAUCGACCACAAAAACAAAGAUCUGAUCGGGAGUUACGCCAUGAGGGAUCUGGUGAGUAAUCUGCCCUGCGGACAACAGCGACCCGCCAAAAACCUGGAGGGAGACACGGUGGUGGCCAUUCUGAACACAGUACUGGAGAUCAUCUCUGAGAACCUGGAGAACGCUCGCUUCCUUAUUCAGGGACAGGGAAUCCAGAAACUGGUUUCCAUCAACAGAACCAGCCAAUCAGUGCGCGAGACCAAAGCAGCGUCACACAUUCUUCAGACUCUCUGGGCUUAUAAAGACCUGCGACAGACGCUCUGUAAGGCCGGCUGGAGCAAAACUCACUUUAAGCCGGUCGUCUGCAGUCUCGUGAAAAAACAGAAGAACACGAAGCAAGGCAACGAUGACAUCACACUGCCAUUGAUGGAGAAAAACCAAGAUGGAUAUUGUCCCGUGGAUCAGACGGAGAGGAUGGGAGAUGUUCCGUGUCACAUGAUCGAGCGGGAAUCUUUUCAGGGUGUGAAUGACAAGAGACCUUUCAUCAGGACCAGUAGACCUGCGGUUGGUUUAGUGGAACGGACACCACAGCCGCUGGAUUCUUGGGUCUGAUACUCUCUACACCAGGGUUGAUGAUUGUCAUCCUGGACUGAUAUGAUCUGCCUUCAGCACAAAUCAUCACUCGAUCAAACCAGAGAAAUAUAGAACAUAUCAUAUAUGUGCAUUUCCACAGCAAACAAACGAUGAAUUAUUGUUAAAAGAGCUUGUUUCCUGAAAGAAAGACUUACUGCUCUGGCAACUUUCACUGUUAAACUCUGUUUUAAAAGUCUGUUUCAAAUCCGAUUAUGUCAAAUUAUGAUCUACUUGUAAUGUUUUGGGGUCUGAAUCUUUAGUUUCAACUGUCUUAUACUGUUUGAGAGAUUGAUGUGUGGGAUUCAGUUCUUUGGACCUUUUCCUUGUACAAACGAGAUCAAAUUACUAAAGACUUUAUCAGAGAAUAUAUUAAAACUUUUAACUUCAUUCAUACUAAACUUUUUCAUAUCAUCAGUGACUUAAUUGCUUGAAAAAUAAAAUCAACCAGUUUUAUCUCUUCCUAACAAAUCUUUUCA